AUCCGGACGACACUGCACGUAUAUAAACGUAUACGCUGUUGCAGCCCCUUUGGAGGAACCAACAAGGACUUGAUUCCUUCUGAUUGGUAAUCCCUUCUUCUCGACUUUUCUUGGCCAACUUUUUUUUUUGGCCACGUCCAGUCGUCCACUCCGAUUGCUCCGCCUGCUUGGCGUAGUGUGCACACCCACUUCCGGUCCCGGUGAAGCCGCUGGCCAAGAUCCCCGACCAUGGCAGUCUCAGUGGUGCUUGCUGCCACGACCAUGCAGUCGCCGUCUUCUUUAGAUACAAAUCCUCAAGAGCGCAACGCCACAUACAAUUCCCAUUGCCAUUCCAAUUCCCAUUCCAAUUCCAAUUCCAACUCGAGCCCCUCGUCCUCACCCCGCCAAUUUCCUACAGACCUCGGCAGCCCCAUUCUUGAGGAGGGCGAUGAGACGGAUAGCGAGCCUCCAAAUGAGCCAGUCACUCCUGUGAGCGGUCGCCAGUCUCAGGACUUUCAGAAUCACGACAUUUCCUCCGACGCGAACCACGAAUCCCUCGCCUCCAAAUCACUCCGCCCUGUCGUCAACCACCCCUCUCCUAAACCAUCACUUAUCCUCAAUACCGCCGCCGCCUCGCCUGCAAUAGCACCCGACGAAUCCUCAAAGUCUCCCUCAAAGUCUCCCGGGACGCCCGCGAUAGCCGAUCCAGAAUCGGGACAAGUUCCGCUUCAACGACGAUCAACUCGUGGCUCGACUUCGAGUUUCAAGCGCACAAUGUCUAGCCUCUUCCGGCGCUCAAAUUCGCAAUAUGAUAAGGCAGGAUUCGCCCUGCCCGAGCCUGUUUGCAAUGGCGCCUCCGAGAAGAAGGCACCAGCCCGCCGCUGGUCCAUGAACAAGAGCUCAAAUACAACUCGCUCCAACACACCCCCUUCGCCCUCCCCCAGUUCUUCUCUCGAGAUGACGUCGAAGACGCGAGAACAGCCGUCGACCCUUGCGCCUCCGGUUCCCGACGAGUUUUUCAGUUCCAGGAAGAAGGACCGCGCAUCAACCGGACUCAGCUUAAGAUCUCGCGCUGUGAAUUUUGUCACAGGCUCGGGCAGUCUCCAUCCAGAAUCGUCAAGACCUACCAGCUUCAUGCGCCGCCGGGCGUCGAGCGCCGACUUCUCUCAACCACCGCCCCCGCAUCGAGUCAACCCCGAGGACCCGAUUCAUGUGGACAGGGCUUUCUGGGGAUUGCCUGCCGAGACUGGCACCGGUGUUAAGGCUCGCCGCAUGAGUCUGUCCCUCCCCGACGAUUUCAAUGUCGAUGUCAUCGAGCUUGAAGACGAGUUCGAAUUCCAGCACAAGUUCCUUGGUCGCCGCGGGAAGCAGAUCGGCAAGGGUGCAACGUCCAAGGUCACGCUGAUGGUCAGAAAGGGCAGUCCGACAGAAUUAUACGCCGUCAAGGAGUUCCGUGGCAAGUCGUCAAGAGAAACCCACGAGGAAUACGAGAAGAAGGUGAAGUCGGAAUACACCCUCGCCAAGUGUCUUCACCAUCCCAACAUAGUGGAGACGGUGCGCCUCUGCACGAACCGCGGCCGGUGGAACCACGUGAUGGAGUACUGUUCGGAAGGUGAUCUCUUUACUCUUGUGAACAAGAAGUAUCUCAAGAAUGAUGAUCGGGAGACGGACCGGAAUUGCCUAUUUAAGCAGCUGAUCCAGGGCGUCAACUACCUCCACACCAACGGCAUUGCCCACCGCGAUAUCAAGUUGGAGAACCUGCUCAUCACCGAAGACAGCAGACUCAAGAUUACCGACUUUGGCGUAUCAGAAGUCUUCUCGGGAAUCCAUCCCGGCCUCAGAGAGGCGGGAGGUCAGGUCGGCAAGAACAUGGGCGAGGUACGUCUCUGUUCGCCUGGUAUCUGCGGCAGCGAGCCGUACAUCGCCCCCGAGGUACUCAGCAAGGCGGGCGACUACGAUCCUCGCCCACUUGAUGUCUGGAGUUCGGCUAUCGUGAUGAUUCACCUAAUCUUCGGCGGUGCACUGUGGUUUAAGGCAGAAGCCACCCCGGGCAACGAGAACUACAGGGCCUUGGUGAAGGGAUGGGUCAAAUGGAAUGCCCAGAACGACGACGGGGCCAUCAUCACCGAGCAGGACUACCCCAAGGUUUUGGCCUUUGAUAGAUGCGUCAAGCCUCCCGCACUGCGCCGAAUCCUACUCCAAAUGCUGAAUCCCGACCCGGAAAAGCGCAUCAGCAUCUCGAGCGUCAUCAACAACCGGUGGAUCAAGAACAUCGAGUGCUGUCAAGUUGAGAGCUACGAGGACCCCACCAAGAUGAUCGAUGCGUCAAAGAUGCAAACCCUCAACCGCGGUGGGCAGAAGAAGAUCUUCUGCCACAACCAUCUGCCCCCGAAAGAAUUCGGCACUCAUUCUCUUGGAAAGAUGCCCGGUAGCGCAGGCUACUGAUUUAUCCACAACCCCUCCGAGUUCUAUAUAUCGCCACGAACCCAAUUUGGGCAACGACAGUUAUAUAAGCCGGCCGGACACUCACGUUUACCUUCCCCCCUAAUCUUGCAUAUUUCUUCUUGAUAAUCUGGGUCCAAUCACGCUGAACCGGAACGGGCGAAUACAUUCACAUAGAGCGGCGUUCGGGGACCCCCCGGAAUCAUCAACACCUGCAUUCUGGUUGUUUUAUUUUUGGGUUUUCAACUUUGGCCUCUUUCCUUUUCCCCCUCUUAUUUCCCCUCCCCGAUCAGGC
Phialemonium atrogriseum is the source of this 2716-nucleotide messenger RNA. Its product is annotated as kinase-like domain-containing protein. The transcript has 2 exons. The record is from RefSeq and is a predicted model, not a curated record. Lineage: Eukaryota; Fungi; Ascomycota; Sordariomycetes; Cephalothecales; Cephalothecaceae. Gene Ontology annotation, molecular function: protein serine/threonine kinase activity; ATP binding. Gene Ontology annotation, cellular component: cytosol. Gene Ontology annotation, biological process: protein phosphorylation; intracellular monoatomic cation homeostasis; intracellular signal transduction. Bases 229 to 2424 code for a protein of 731 amino acids.